GGUGACAGGUGUCUCGCGCGCAUUCUCCGAUUUGUCGCGGUCAGCGGUUUUACCUUAAAAAGUUAACGCUAUAUUCUUCGUACGGUAUUUAAUAAUACAUGAUCAAAUUUAGCAAAUAACACGUUAUCUUACAUAAACAUCGAUAGAAUAAUUAAAUUAUUAACGUGUUGAUUUAUUUAUUGAUGCUAUAAUAGCUUUUGAGGAGGUCGUUUGAGUGUGAGGAAGCUAACAUUAAAGUUAGCUCAAGCAUGACAACCAGACAGAAGAAACUAACUCGAGACAAACAGGUGAUUGCUGAGGCGCUGGAUACUGCGGCUCAGUCACUGGUGUUUGUCAAGCGCAUGGUGGUUAUAGCUGUCUCCUCCAUCACCUAUCUGCGUGGGAUAUUUCCUGAGGACUCCUACAGAUCCAGAUACCUGGAAGAUUUGUGUAUCAAAGUCCUCAAACAGGAUUGUUCUUGCCCUGGAGCCCGCAAACUCAUCAAAUGGCUGAUGGGAUGUUUUGAUGCUUUGGAGAAGAGAUAUCUUCAAAUGGUGGUCAUUGGGGUACACACAAGCCCAGAUGACAGUAAUCAUGUCAUUGAGUCCUAUCAGUUUAAGUUCAGAUACUCAGAGUGUGGACCACAGAUGGACAUCCUGAGUAAUAUGAAUGGGAACCUGAGAGUGACCGUAGAGGACACUAAGAAAGCUUCAACGCUCCUGAUCAGAAAACUGUUCCUCCUCAUGCAGAAUCUAGAAGCUCUGCCCACUGCCGUUUACCUCACUAUGAAACUCUACUACUAUGAUGAUGUCACUCCACCUGAAUACGAGCCACCAGGAUUCAAGGCAGGUGUAAAUGAAAGUCUGUGGUUCGAGGGAAGUGCAGUGCACUUCAGAGUGGGCGAACUACAGUCUCGCUUCCACACCAUGAAGUUGCGUGUGACGGCAGCACAGAGCCGUCUUGGGAAGCUACAGGAGGGGGGCCAGUUGAGCGAGAACGACACGGAGAUGGAGACACCCUCUCUCUCUAAAAUCAGAGCAGCAGAAACGGUGACCAGAAACUGUGACCAGGACCUGCCAUCUGAAGAUGAAUCUCUUGCACAGUUUAAACAGCCCAAAAAAGCUAUAGCAAAGAGGAAAUGUGUGAGAAGCAAACUUCCAAGGAGGAAAAAGAAGAAAUGCUUUUAAAACCCAUAACAAGUUCAUCAGACAAACAUGUUUUUAAAAGGGUUUUUUGGCCAAUAUUUUUUAUUCAAAUAUAGUAAAAUGGCUUUUUACCAGGUAGAAGUUUGAAAAGUUUUUGACUAGGUAAUUAGUUCUGGUGAAUUUAUCCUCAUAUUUUAGGCGAAUUUAUAACUUAUAAUUUAUGAUGAGGUGACUUCCUGUUUGGAGUUGAUAAAGAAGGACAGAAAUAUUUAUUCGCUGAAUGUAGAAAACAAUGUUAAAUGUAUGACACAUCAGCUGUAUGUACAAGAGUAUGUACAUAAAAUAAACAAUACUUCAGACUAUA
This is a messenger RNA of Megalobrama amblycephala (Wuchang bream), 1488 nucleotides long. RefSeq names its product zebrafish testis-expressed 38 (gene zte38). NCBI's taxonomy places the organism in Eukaryota, Metazoa, Chordata, Actinopteri, Cypriniformes, Xenocyprididae. The record is from RefSeq and is a predicted model, not a curated record. The transcript has 12 exons. Bases 249 to 1166 code for a protein of 305 amino acids.